ACACAUUUUUUUGUUUUAUAUUCCCCAAACUUUCUCUAAUUUUGGCAAUUUUUGUCACAUUACUAAUUAUAAUUACCUGUCCUUUUUUCACAUUUGUCCUUUAAUUAUAUUGAUUGGUAAUUAUUAUUUUUUUAAUUGUAUUUGAAGAUCUAUGAAAAUGAAAACUUCAAACUUUUUUCCAAUUUUUUCUACACAUUUCCAAAGGGAGAGGGAAUAAUAAAUCACCUCUCUCUCCUCAGCUCCAUUUAUAUUUUUCAUUUGUUUUUAAUUAUAAUUAUUGCAAUUAUGUAAUCAACAAAUUUGAGUUUCUUGAAAUUCUGCAUUUGUUAAUUAGGAAAUAUUGCCAAUAUUUUCGAUGAAUACAAAAAGUAAAAAAAUGAGUUGUUUUUCAUGCAUGGGUCCUCGUCCAAAGGAUGUUAAUGAUUAUGAUGAAGACAUGGUCCCACGAUCCAGUAAUUCUGCAGUGCAUGCGAGGGGGAAAUCUAUUGAUUCUGGAAGUGGAAAUGGGAGAAAGGAUGGUUCUUUGAAAGGUAAAGGAACUGGGGAAAGUAACAAUCAGAACAACAAUGUUGCUUGCAGUUUCGCGUUCAAGGAACUAGCCACGGCAACUCAGAAUUUUAGGGAAGCUAAUCUUAUUGGCGAAGGCGGCUUUGGAAGCGUCUAUAAAGGCCGUCUAGAUUCAGGGCUGAUAGUCGCGAUCAAACAACUUAAUCUCGAAGGUCUUCAAGGGAACCAAGAAUUUGUUGUGGAGGUCCUGAUGUUGAGUUUAAUGCAUCAUAAGAAUCUUGUCAACCUGAUCGGAUACUGUACUCAUGGAGAACAGAGGCUUUUGGUUUACGAGUUCAUGCCAAUGGGAAGCCUGGAAUACCAUCUUUUCGAUUUAGAGCCGGGAAGGAAGCCACUGAGUUGGAAGACAAGGCUAAAGAUAGCCGCAGGCGCUGCUCAUGGACUUGAGUAUCUACACAAAGCAAAUCCACCUGUCAUUUACCGUGACCUGAAAUCUUCAAAUAUAUUAUUGGACAAUGAAUUCAAUCCAAAGCUGUCAGAUUUUGGACUCGCGAAGUUGGGACCUGUAGGCGACAACACUCAUGUUUCAACAAGAGUGAUGGGAACCUAUGGAUAUUGCGCCCCCGAGUAUGCAAUGACUGGAAAGUUGACUCUCAAAUCUGAUAUCUAUAGCUUUGGUGUUGUUCUUUUGGAGCUAAUAACAGGACGAAAGGCGUACGACAUCUCUAAGAAACCUGGAGAACAGAACCUUGUUGUUUGGUCUACUCCUUUCCUCAAGGACCGGAGAAAGUACGUUCAUAUGGUAGACCCAAUGUUGGAUGGUCAAUUCUCUUCUCGUUGUUUACACCAUGCAGUUGCUGUUACUGCAAUGUGUCUUCAAGAACAAGCCAAUUUUCGCCCAAGCAUCACCGAUAUUGUUACCGCGCUUGACUAUCUUCUCGCUCAAGCACAGAACGCAGGUACAAAUAGAGGUGGUUCACAUUCUGCCAAGCACAGCGCGCUUCCAUCAUCAGAAGAGUUUAAUGCCAAUUCACAAAAUCGAAGCUAUGAGAACAUGACUGCUAUGUUUUAAAUUUUCUUCUCAACAAACUACAAGAUUUCUAGAUGAGGGCUGCUGUCAACAUAAUGAAAAUGGAGGUGCAUUUUAUCGUUUGGACUUUACAACAGAGUAAUUGGUUGUUUCAGCUUUUGAUUAUGAGAUGACAUUUCGUUGGAUCAAGAACUUCAAUGGAUUUGCAAGAAAGGUGUAGACUGCUCUUUUUCCUGUACUUUGGCUACUCGUAACCUCAGUUCAGGAACAAUUGAUUGAUUCAAGUAUCUGUAUUUUGCUAUAUGAAAAAACAAACACAAAAAGGAUGUAUAUCAACGUCGAAAUUGUAUAUACUCAUUCUUGUAAUUUCAUACAUAUAGUCGACGUGAUCAUAUAAUUAGAUACUAUGAACAAUAGCAAAGACUACUUGUUGA
Molecule: messenger RNA, 1971 nt
Organism: Capsicum annuum
Lineage: Eukaryota; Viridiplantae; Streptophyta; Magnoliopsida; Solanales; Solanaceae
Product: probable serine/threonine-protein kinase PBL21
Exons: 7
Coding region: 356-1579 (407 amino acids)
Biological process (GO): protein phosphorylation
Molecular function (GO): ATP binding; protein kinase activity
Source: RefSeq, a predicted model, not a curated record